Molecule: messenger RNA, 1452 nt
Organism: Quercus robur (English oak)
Lineage: Eukaryota; Viridiplantae; Streptophyta; Magnoliopsida; Fagales; Fagaceae
Product: serine carboxypeptidase-like 31
Exons: 10
Coding region: 1-1452 (483 amino acids)
Biological process (GO): proteolysis
Cellular component (GO): vacuole
Molecular function (GO): serine-type carboxypeptidase activity
Source: RefSeq, a predicted model, not a curated record
AUGGAUUUUGCAUCAAAAAUGAAAGUUCUCCACACUGUGGCUCUUGUUCUUCUCCUAUCAAUGGAGCCUGUUGUGUGUUUUGGACAGUGGAAAUGGAGUAGUACGACUAGCGGGGAAAAAAUUACCACAGAAGGGAAUGGAGAUCUUGUAACUGGUGGUUUGCCUGGCCAGACUGAUGUAAACUUCAAGCACUAUGCUGGCUAUGUCACUGUAAAUGAAACAAAGGGAAGGGCACUCUUUUACUGGUUCUAUGAGGCCACGACUCAGGCUGAUGUAAAACCAUUAGUUCUGUGGCUUAAUGGAGGGCCCGGGUGCUCUUCCGUGGGAUAUGGAGCAACACAAGAGAUUGGUCCUUUUCUAGUGGAUAAGGAUGGAAAUAGUCUUAAAUCUAAUCCCUACUCAUGGAACAGAGAAGCCAACAUAUUAUUCCUGGAUUCUCCUAUUGGGGUCGGUUUUUCAUACACGAAUACAACUAGUGAUUACAUUGGUUUGGGAGAUGUACUUACAGCGAACGAUGCUUAUAACUUCCUCCACAAGUGGUUCCUCAAGUUCCCGUCUUAUAGAAAGCGAACCUUUUAUAUUGCUGGAGAAAGCUAUGCAGGAAAAUACAUUCCGGAAUUGGCUGACCUCAUCCAGGACAAGAACAAAGAUCCCUCUCUUUAUAUCGAUCUCAAGGGUAUUUUGUUGGGUAAUCCCGAAACAUCUGAUGCUGACGACUGGAGAGGUCUAGUGGAUUAUGCUUGGAGUCAUGCUGUGAUAUCAGAUGAGACACAUAACAUAAUCAAAUCAACCUGUGAUUUUGACGCUAAUGAUACAUGGAGCAACAAAGAUUGUACUGAAGCCGUUGAUGAAUUAUUUAGACAGUAUAAGGUGAUUGAUAUCUAUAGCCUCUACACCUCAACCUGUACUAUCAAUUCAACUGAUGCAGAUAACAAUUCAAUGCAUUUCAAGAUGAAGCGCACAUCUAACAUGAUGCCAAGAAUCUUGGGUGGUUACGAUCCAUGCCUUGAUAACUAUGCUAAGACAUUCUACAACAGACCAGAUGUUCAGAAGGCUCUACAUGUUAGUGAUGGUCACCAGCUAAAGAACUGGAGCAUCUGCAAUGAGACUAUAUUUAACAAUUGGACAUACACAAAUCCAUCUGUCCUUCCUAUAUACAAGAAGCUAAUUACAGCAGGAGUUAGAAUAUGGGUCUACAGUGGAGACACGGAUGGAAGAGUUCCUGUACUGUCUACAAGAUACAGCUUAAAUGUCCUGAAACUACCCAUCACUAAGGCAUGGAGGCCUUGGUACCACGAGAAACAGGUCAGUGGUUGGUUCCAAGAAUACAAGGGACUUACGUUUGCAACAUUUAGAGGAGCUGGCCAUGCAGUACCUAACUUCAAACCAAGCGACUCAUUGGCAUUUUUCUCAGCCUUUCUCCUAGGAGAAUCUCCACAAGCUGUUCGUUAA